Molecule: messenger RNA, 1287 nt
Organism: Phytomonas sp. Hart1
Lineage: Eukaryota; Euglenozoa; Kinetoplastea; Trypanosomatida; Trypanosomatidae
Source: the annotation of a GenBank genome assembly
AUGGCCAGGCCAAAUGUCCGAACGGCUAAUCAACAACGCCCUCGUCAACCGCUUAUUAACGGCGUACAGAGCGUAUUUCCCAAGGGUAAAUCUAACCCUUAUAGCAGGUUUCACCCACUGGGUGCACUUUUUGCAGCUGCCGUAGCUGUUAUUUUAGCGGUGUUUCUUUAUCAAUCCCUUUUCAUCUCCCCGAAGGGAGGAAAUUCCAAAAUCUCUACAUUUCUUUCCGAAGAUAACCUCUCCAAACUGGAAUCGAUCACUUCGGAGGUUGAAAAGCAACCGACGGCGCUAUUAUUUGGUGAGAUGAUGGAAGUUUCCACAAGGGUGGGUGGGUUCUUAGAGCUUGCCCUCCUUCAAAUGGUUACCGAGAGCGAGGAAACGCCUGAAAAUGAGGUGAUUUCCGUCUACGAUCACACCUUACUCCAGCGUUCGGGAAAGGUGAUUCGUAGAACGGUGGAUAUCGCCUAUGAAACGCUCUUAAAGCUAUUAAGAGGGGUCCCCAAUGCGAAUUUCCACCUCCCUUCUGAGCAUUCACCGCGAAUGCUGUUUAGUUGGAUGGUAUCCACCGCUCAAAUGUAUAACGCCGUGCUCACGGAGUUUUAUCUUCGCGAGGAUAACACUUACCACCACGCGGUAUCGCUCAUUCGUUCGGUAAACGUCUUAGGAUGGGCCCCUUCCACGCAUGCCAACUUUUUUAACUGGAGCGAAAGCCCAUGCCAAUCCUCCUAUGAAGCGGCUUCCGAGAAGUGGACGAGCUUUUGUGAGAAAUCUUGCACUUCGUUAACCACCAUUGCCACCCGCCAGGCGGCCUCUUACGAGGAGCUCAUUGCGCUUUACCCUCGUUAUGCCCCUUUUCGUUUGCAUUAUUUAUUUCUUCUUGCGUUAGGCGAGAUCCCGCAUGCCAAGAGUGAGGCCGUCCUUCAAACGAUCCACGCACAACGGAAAGGGUUAAGUACCUAUACCAAUGUGGACGGCUUUCACAGCUCUUGGCUUGAUCUUUUGGAAUUCCAUGUGCGUUCUUCUGAUCAGCGGAGCGCCGAGAAGGUUGACAACACCCGAAAGAUCGUUCGAGGGCUCUUGCAAUCGUGCGGGAACUUAUCAUCGCAUCAUUUUAUCAAGCUGAAUCACGUCAAACACGAAGUGCACUGGCCUGGGACGUUUUCCAACGAAAUACGUCCUCCACUGCUGACGCGUGCUCAAUCACUAAACUUUAUUAAAAAAACAUUGCCCAUCAUGAACGCACAGGAAGAAGCUAUUAUAUUAGAAGCCAUAAAAGAAUGUCAAUAG